AUGAUCCCUGCCCCCAAGCCCCAUCCUCCAAUUUGUUCAGUUGUGAAUGCUGCGUCCUGUCCUGGUGACGGGAGAACAAUGUUGGUGAACGUCGAAGAGGGUGUCCAAGUGCUCCGUGCGCCCCUGGGAGCGAGUGGGGCGGAAGCCCGGUCGGCCGGCAGCCUGGCGAUAGCGCUCUAUCUGCGCUGCCGGCUUGGCCUACUGGUUAUUUGCGACGGGGCUGUGGUCGGUUCAGCGGGUGCGCCGGGGACUGGCAGGGGCGGGGCGGCUUUAUCGCCCGGUUCUGCGGCUGCUGCCUGGCGCUCCAGAGCUAGCUGGACCGCUGUCCUCUCGCCAUGGGCUCCGGUGAGUCUGGGGUCUGCCCGGCCAGGCCGCUCCCUGAGUAGAGUCCGGUGGGGAGGUGCUCUGUCCUCUGGGCUGUAGUCGGGAGAGGUUUGGGUCAGACUUAGAGGGCACUUCCAGCCGUGCCGGGCUGUCGGGGUGGAGAGGCUCGCGGGUGAUGGGGGGCACGCGGGUGCCCCGGGACCCCGCCCAGGCCCCAAGGGCCGGGCUCACCGCGGCGCUUCCCUUCCAGGGCCGCGCGGGGCGCUGAGCCUAAUGCUUCUGCUGCUCGCGCCGCCGGGCCGCCCGGCCGCUGGCUGCCCGGCCCCGUGUCGUUGCGCGGGGACGCGCGUGGACUGCGGGCGCCGCGGGCUGACGUGGGCUUCGCUGCCGGCCGCCUUCCCGCCAGAUACGACCGAACUGGUGCUGACGGGCAACAACCUGACGGCGUUGCCACCAGGGCUGCUGGACGUGCUGCCGGUGCUGCGUGUCGUGCACCUGGGCGCCAACCCCUGGCGCUGCGACUGCCACCUGGUGCCGCUGCGCGCCUGGCUGGCAGGCCGGCUGGAGCGCGAGCCCUACCGCGACCUGCGCUGCGCCGCGCCCCCCGCGCUACGGGGCCGCCUGCUGUCCUACCUGGCGGAGGAGGAGCUGCGCGCCGCCUGCCCGCCUGGCGCGCUCUGCCGCGGGGCGCUAGCGGCGCAGCUCCUGCUACUCUGCCUUGGGCUGCUGCACGCGCUGCUGCUGGCGCUGCUGCUGUGCCGCCUGCGGAGGCUGCGCGCCCGCGCCGCGCGCCGGUGGCCGCUGACUACCCCGCUGGCGGAGGAGCCCGCGACCCCCGAGCCGAGCGACUGGCGCUGAGCCGUGCGGCCGGCCCGCUGACGGCCCCCCGCUCCGGCCGCAUCCUCCGCCCACACGAUCUCCCAGACGCUCCCCCCACCGCGGCCGCGCGCAGGGGCCCCACUGCUGCGCGCGCACCGCUGGCGACACGCUCGCACCCCCUGGACCUGGAUGCCGAAGCGGGCCCGGGGCGAGCCGCUGCCCAGACCAGUCGAGCCCCCCACGCCAUCUCCAGUGCGAAUAAACCCUGCUCUCCAUCCGACCGAUCUCUGCACCGUGCGACUCGGAAUCCCCCCCCUCAAACCCAGAAAGAGCUCCGGGGAUGAUUCAAGGGGACACAUCGCAUGUUCAUACACCCAAAAUCACCUUCUGGGGUGCGCACAAGGUCUGGGAGUGAACUCACCUGCCACCGACUCUCCCAGAAGUUCUAGUGAGAAGGCACAGAAGAGCUGGAAGUACAGUGCCCACACUGGCGGGAGUGAGGACACAGGGGACAGUGAGGACAGUGGACAGUGAGGACACUGUGGAGCAGUGAGGACACUGGACAGGACAGUGUGGGGACGGUGAGGACCCCACAGGAAGUGUAGUUGCCAGAAAGAGCAGAUGCUCAGAGUGGCGGUUUCCGGGAGUCAGUGAGGGUCUUCCAGGUGGCUCUGAGGACAGUCCAGGGUGUGAGGUUUCCCUGAAGGCAGUGACUGCGCCACACAGGCAGCUUUCAGGGUAUCAGGGGUGCA
This is a messenger RNA of Globicephala melas (long-finned pilot whale), 1895 nucleotides long. RefSeq names its product glycoprotein Ib platelet subunit beta (gene GP1BB). The record is from RefSeq and is a predicted model, not a curated record. NCBI's taxonomy places the organism in Eukaryota, Metazoa, Chordata, Mammalia, Artiodactyla, Delphinidae.